Molecule: messenger RNA, 312 nt
Organism: Eruca vesicaria subsp. sativa (arugula)
Lineage: Eukaryota; Viridiplantae; Streptophyta; Magnoliopsida; Brassicales; Brassicaceae
Source: the annotation of a GenBank genome assembly
AUGGCUGUCUCACAGAGCAUCUUGGAUGAAAGAAGAUCAAGUUUGAUGGAUCUUUUGAGUUUUGUUUCAUGCGGAUUCAGGAGAGUUGGCGCUUUGACGCGGUCCGACAAAGAAUCUAUCUUCAAUCUGACUCAUACUUCCUCCGAUGAAAUUUCCGGUGAGAAAAACCUCUCUGUUUAUGUAAUCACAGACGAAGACGUACCGGCGAUUUGCUCUAACUGGCGGUGGAUUCAAGGUAGUGUGCAUGAGAAGAAAGCCAAUGUGUUGCCACGUUGGCGAAACUAUAUAUUCGGCUUACUCGUGCUUAGUUGA